AUGACUUCCGAGUACGAGUCAAAGGAGAUCAAACUCACCGUCGAUGCCGCGGGCAUUGCGACCGACGCCGCUGCAGGGGAAGUGAAUGAGAAGUCGUUCUGGUUCAAGUCGCGAGAAUGGAUUCGAAGCAUUGGAGCCGAGGAGCUGGGUAUCGAGCGCAUUCCAGAAGAGAUGCGAACGAACCAAAACCCGAGCGACCUCUUCACUGUGUUCUUUUCGGCCAACUGUAAUACUGCCACGCUCGCCCUCGGGUUUCUCGGUCCCACGCUCUUUGGACUUGGGUGGUGGGACUCGUUCUGCUGCCUCCUCUUCUUCAACCUAUUGAGUGCAGCUGUCCCAGCAUUCCUUGCAUGCUUCGGCCCGAAGCUGGGGUUGAGAACCAUGAUCAUCCCUCGAUAUUGCUUUGGAUGGUGGCCUGCAAAGGUUCUCGCGGUCCUAAAUUGCAUCAACCAGAUUGGCUGGGCCAUGGUGAACGCCAUCAGUGGAGCUAGCGUCCUAUACGACGUUGGUGACGGUGAUCUACCGCUUUCUGUCGCCGUUCUUAUCAUCGGUCUCUGCGCCAUCAUACUCGGUCUCUUUGGGUACAAGAUACUCCAUCUGUACGACCGAUAUUCGUGGAUCGUCAUGUUCAUCUGCUUCAUCAUCUUGGCCGGCUUCGGUGCCAAACACUUCAUCAACGUCCCCAUGGGCUCAGGCUCGUUGGAAGCGUCGAACGUCUUGUCCUUCAGUACAGCCAUCAUCGGCUUCGAAGUCGCGUGGCUUCCCGUCGCCGCAGAUUAUGGCGUCUACAUGCGAGAAACGACAAGUGAUCGCAAAUCAUUCACCUAUGCCUUCCUCGGAUUUUUCACCAGCCAAUUGUUCGUUGAACUGCUCGGAGCUGCAGUCGGCACUCUCAGCGUCAGCAGUGACAGCUACUUCACGGAUGCUUAUGACGCCCGAGGCAUUGGCGGGCUUAUCGGCGCAUCCUUUGGAGCGUACGGCAAGGGCGCAAGAGGCUUUGGCAAGCUCAUCGAAGUCCUCCUCGGCCUGUCGUGCGUGGCCGUCAUCACCAUCAACAUCUAUUCCCUCGGACUGAGCGUGCAGAUGGUCACCCAGAAGCUCAUGGUUGUGCCUCGCUUGGUCUGGUCCCUCAUCGGGUCCGUGAUAUUCUUGGCGGCUGCCAUGGCUGGCCGCGACCAUCUCGAGGAGGCCAUGGAGAAUUUCUUGUUGAUAUGUGCGUACUGGAUUGUGCCGUUCUCGACAAUCAUCAUUGUCGAGCACUUGAUCUGGAGACAAGGGUACAAGUACGAUCUGAAUGCCUGGAAUGACCGGACAAAGCUCCCGUACGGUAUCGCCGCGUCGGUCGCCUGGGUCAUCGGGACCGUGCUCUCUCUGCUCUGCAUGUCCCAGGCAUGGUGGGUUGGACCCAUUGCCGCUGGCAUUGGAAGCAGCCCAUACGGAACGGACAUUAGCUGGAUCCUCGCGUUUGCAGCUACCGCCGUCAUUUACGUGCCGCUGAGAAUCUGGGAGCAGAAGAAAUGGCACAUGUUUGGAUGA
Messenger RNA from Exophiala spinifera, 1536 nucleotides. RefSeq lists its product as uncharacterized. NCBI's taxonomy places the organism in Eukaryota, Fungi, Ascomycota, Eurotiomycetes, Chaetothyriales, Herpotrichiellaceae. Gene Ontology annotation, cellular component: plasma membrane. Gene Ontology annotation, molecular function: transmembrane transporter activity. Gene Ontology annotation, biological process: transmembrane transport. The record is from RefSeq and is a predicted model, not a curated record. The transcript is spliced from 2 exons. The coding region runs from base 1 to 1536 and encodes 511 amino acids.